This is a messenger RNA of Prorocentrum cordatum, 613 nucleotides long. The record is from the annotation of a GenBank genome assembly. NCBI's taxonomy places the organism in Eukaryota, Dinophyceae, Prorocentrales, Prorocentraceae.
CCCCCUCCAGCUCCCCUCCCCUUCAACUCCCCUCCCCUUUAACUCACCCUCGCCUGAGGACCGCCCCUCGCCAGGCCUGCCAGGCCUCUGCCCGCCUGAUCCGCCGAGCCCCCCCCCGCGCAGUUGCUGAUCCAGGCCCGCGCCACCAUCGAGCGGGACCAGGAGGGCGGAGGCGACGGGCCGAAGCCGAUGACCGCGGCGGAGUGGAAGAUGGAGAACCCCGCGGCGCAGCGGGCGGACGAGCCGCAGACGGGCGACGACGCCGACGACAUGAGCAGCAGGGUGGCGCAGGAAAUCUCGGCUGAACUGGACAGCGGCAUGACCUCCGAGAUGAGCAUCGAUGCCGAGGGUAACAUCAUCGAGACGGAGUCGUUCUCCGAGUACGAGGCGGGCGUCCGCGAGAAGCACAGCACGGCGCUGGAGGAGUUCCAGCGCCGCCGGGCGGCGAGGCGCGGCGACGCCGCCGCCGCGGGGGCCUUCGGCAGCAACCUCGAGUUCCGCCGCUGGCAGGUGAGCCUCGAGGACGAGGUCUUCAAGGAGCUGCAGGACGCGCUGUGAGGUCCGCGCGCCACGGGCCUCCUCCUCCGCCUCCUCCUCCUCCUCCUCCUCGUCC